AUGAAGUGCCUGAUAGGAGCGAUUUAUGAAGUGCCUUUGGAUAUAGGAGCUAUUUAUGAAGUACCUUUGGAUAUAGGAGCUAUUUAUGAAGUACCUUUGGAUAUAGGAGCGAUUUAUGAAGUGCCUUUGGAUAUAGGAGCUAUUUAUAAAGUGCCUUUGGAUAUAGGAGCUAUUUAUAAAGUGCCUUUGGAUAUAGGAGCUAUUUAUGAAUGCCUUUGGAUAGGAGUAUUUAUAGUGCCUUUGGAUAUAGGAGCUAUCUAUGAAGUACCUGAUAUAGGAGGUAUUUAUAAAGUGCCUGGAGGAGCUAUUUAUGAAGUGCCUUUGGAUAUAGGAGCUAUUUAUGAAGUACCUUUGGAUAUAGGAGCUAUUUAUGAAGUGCCUUUGGAUAUAGGAGCUAUUUAUAAAGUGCCUUUGGAUAUAGGAGCUAUUUAUAAAGUGCCUUUGGAUAUAGGAGCUAUCUAUGAAGUACCUUUGGAUAUAGGAGCUAUCUAUGAAGAUCCUUUGGAUAUAGGAGCUAUUUAUAAAGUGCCUUUGGAUAUAGGAGCUAUUUAUGAAGUGCCUUUGGAUAUAGGAGCUAUUUAUAAAGUACCUUUGGAUAUAGGAGCUAUUUAUGAAGUGCCUUUGGAUAUAGGAGCUAUUUAUAAAGUGCCUUUGGAUAUAGGAGCUAUUUAUAAAGUGCCUUUGGAUAUAGGAGCUAUCUAUGAAGUACCUUUGGAUAUAGGAGCUAUCUAUGAAGUACUUUGGAUAUAG
Molecule: messenger RNA, 750 nt
Organism: Macrobrachium nipponense
Lineage: Eukaryota; Metazoa; Arthropoda; Malacostraca; Decapoda; Palaemonidae
Exons: 2
Coding region: 1-750 (249 amino acids)
Source: RefSeq, a predicted model, not a curated record